CCCACAACCAAAUCUCAGAUUGGUAAUAAUUUGCCAGCCAACAGGAUAUGCACUGAGGUGACUUCCGGUUUUCUGAGGUUGAAGAAGGAAGCGGCUCUUGAUUAAAGCCUUUAAUUAAAGCAGCUGGAGUCACAGGUGUGUAUUCCUGGCGUUGGCUUGCUUUUUUUUUUUUUUUUUUUUUUUUCUUUUUUUGUACUUCUGAGAGGAAAGGGAGACGAAAUGUCACAACGACGGGCGAAAGUUGAAGCAAAUACCGAGAACAAGCAGCAGCUGAGUCGGAAAAUGCGACGGAAGAAGCAUGGGCUUUUUAUCCAACAGAUUGAGAAAGAAGCACAGGACCGCAUGAGGCACUUGGAGUCCAAACUGGAGAGUCUCAUAGCGACAGUUGACAAAGUGUUUAAAGUGGAGCUGAUGAAAAUGCCUCCUUCUCUUCAAAAUACUCUCGUAGGGGAUCUGAUCAGCCAGGACCUCUCGGCCAGUGAGGUGUCGAUAGCCAUUCAGAGUGAAUCCCGUGAAAUGACUCAGCCUCUCAAGCGAGUCCCCAGGGGACCAGUAAAAUCGACUGAUUCUGCGCCGGUGUUGUCCACCCCGGCCCAGAGGGCUUCUGCCAGGAAUGCAAAGAGUGCCAAAACAGGCACAAAAAGAAAUAGAACUAUAACUAUCAGCAACAGCACUGGAAACCUCAGAGCUUCCUCAGCGACGAUCAAACGAGCCCAGAGCCAUCUGGCGAGUCGCAAAACUCCCGAAAUGACUCCCGAGGCGGUACAGAAGCAGAAAAAGCCUAAACUCAGGUCGGUUCUGUCUGCUGGUGAGCUGUCUUGUUCAAUGGCAGGACCUGCAGCCCACAUCACUGUGACGACGGCGCAGGGACAGAUGUUAAUGUUUUCUGAAGAGACAAAGGAGGAAAUCAACCUGGAGUUGCUUGAUGAUGUGGCUUGGUGCCAGAUUCAGAAGCUUACAAGUCUGAUGGACUAUUUAGCGCAGCGCAGUCAAAUUCAGUGACAUUUGACCUGGACCAACCAGUUGGGCUUGACUCCUUUUUUAAAUGUGCCAUCUUUGGGUUGCAGUCUUUUCAUAGACUGCGCACAAUCGACUAUAAUGUGUAAUAAGA
Molecule: messenger RNA, 1111 nt
Organism: Poeciliopsis prolifica (blackstripe livebearer)
Lineage: Eukaryota; Metazoa; Chordata; Actinopteri; Cyprinodontiformes; Poeciliidae
Gene: cdca9
Product: cell division cycle associated 9
Exons: 11
Coding region: 220-1002 (260 amino acids)
Biological process (GO): mitotic sister chromatid segregation
Cellular component (GO): spindle midzone; chromosome passenger complex; chromosome, centromeric region
Source: RefSeq, a predicted model, not a curated record